Microtus oregoni (creeping vole) is the source of this 960-nucleotide messenger RNA. Its product is annotated as olfactory receptor Olfr180-like. Lineage: Eukaryota; Metazoa; Chordata; Mammalia; Rodentia; Cricetidae. Gene Ontology annotation, cellular component: membrane. Gene Ontology annotation, biological process: sensory perception of smell; G protein-coupled receptor signaling pathway. Gene Ontology annotation, molecular function: olfactory receptor activity; G protein-coupled receptor activity; odorant binding. Bases 1 to 960 code for a protein of 319 amino acids. The record is from RefSeq and is a predicted model, not a curated record. The transcript has a single exon.
AUGAGAAUGGAUAUUACAAAUCACUCUUCAACAAUGGGUUUCAUCCUGGUGGGAUUCUCAGAUUAUCCAGACCUGAAGACCCUCCUGUUCCUGGUGUUCUUUGUCAUCUACCUGGUCACUAUGGUUGGGAAUCUCGGACUGGUGGUAUUGAUCUACAUGGAACAACGUCUUCACACACCCAUGUACAUCUUUCUGAGCAACCUGGCUCUCAUGGAUUCCUGCUGCUCCUGUGCCAUCACUCCCAAGAUGCUAGAAAACUUCUUUUCUGUGGACAGAAGGAUUUCUUUCUAUGAAUGCAUGGCACAGUCCUAUUUUCUCUGUUUUGCUGAAACUGCAGACUGCUUUCUUCUGUCAGCAAUGGCCUAUGACCGCUAUGUGGCCAUAUGCAACCCUCUGCAGUAUCACACCAUGAUGUCCAAGAAGCUCUCCAUUCAGAUGAGUGUAGGCACCUUCAUUGCCAGUAACCUGCAUUCCAUGAUUCUUGUAGGUUGUCUCUUAAGGUUAACUUUCUGUAAAUCUAUUCGCAUUGAUCACUUCUUCUGUGAUGUUCUUCCACUGUAUAAGCUCUCCUGUACAGACACUUUUAUUAAUGAACUAAUGAUAUAUAUUUUUUCAAUGCCAAUUCAAGUCUUUACCAUUACCACAGUCUUGGUCUCUUAUUUCUGCAUUCUUUUCACUAUUUUCAAAAUGAAAUCCAGGGAUGGGAGAAAAAAAGCAUUUUCUACUUGUGCAUCCCAUUUUCUUUCUGUGUCAAUAUUCUACAUAUGUAUUAUCAUGGAUAGUCGACCUUUGGAAGAAGGGAAUAAAGAUCUAUCAGUAGCUGUAUUUUAUACAAUAAUAAUUCCUUUGAUAAACCCUUUUAUUUACAGUCUGAGGAAUAAGGAAGUAGUAACUGCUAUUAAAAAAGUUAUAAAUACUUAUAGCACUUUUAUGAAAUCUUCAAGCUCUACAUCUCACUAG